Malurus melanocephalus (red-backed fairy wren) is the source of this 1107-nucleotide messenger RNA. RefSeq names its product keratinocyte associated protein 3 (gene KRTCAP3). Lineage: Eukaryota; Metazoa; Chordata; Aves; Passeriformes; Maluridae. The record is from RefSeq and is a predicted model, not a curated record. The transcript has 6 exons. The coding region runs from base 49 to 738 and encodes 229 amino acids.
UGGGGCCGCCCAUCCGUGCCCCGGGGYGGGGCGGUGGCGGCGGCGGCCAUGGCCUGGGGGCGGCGGCGGCCCGGAGCGCUGGCGGAGCCGCGGCGGCUGAUGCGCUCGGGGCUGGGGCUGAUCGUGCUGGGCCACGGCAGCCUCGUGCUGGGCGCCAUCGURCACGGCUCCGUCCUGCGCCACGUGGCCGGCGCCCGUCGCGCCGUCACCCCCGAGUACGCGGCGGCCAACGUGGUGUCGGUGUGCUCGGGGCUGCUGAGCAUCGCCGCGGGCAUCGUCGCCAUCCUGGUGUCGCACAACCUGACCCGAGCGGCUCUGCACUGGACCCUGCUGAGCGUAUCCCUGCUGAACUGCCUCCUGUCCACUGCGUGCAGCGUGGGGCUGGCACUGGCCGUGGCCCUCACGGUGCACAGCCGCGGCACACACCUGGUCAGGGGCUGCAACAGCUCUGCGCUGCCUGUGGAUGCCCGUGCAGCCAUUGCCACUAACGACUGUCCCUUUAACACCACACGCAUCUAUGACACAGCUCUGGCUCUCUGGUUCCCCUCCUUGCUGCUGGCAGCCGCAGAAGCUGUGCUCUCRGGCAGGUGCUGUUUGGUGGCUCUGGUCUUCCAGGGCAUCGGGCCCUGUGCACACAGCUAUGGCAAAGAGCAGCUGGCCAGGCCAGGUACAACGAUGGAGAAGCCACCCCGUGAGAGGCAGCAGCUCCUGACAGGACUUGCUGAGUUUCACGCAUAACUGGAGAGAUGGUGCUGUGGGAGUGCUGUGAUCCAGCAAGGAGGUGUCACCCCUACUGCAAUGUUGGUGUGCCUAAGGUGGGCUGCAGGUGUGGGGGCUCCCAGCUCCACCACCCCCACCUGGGACAGACCCUGCAAGCCAGCAGGUGCCAUGGGCCCCAGAUCCUCUCCCCUCCUCUCCAGGCCCUUCCUGCUGAAGGCUCUGCUGGUUUCUGUCCAGUCAUGGGGGUGGGCAGAGGUGCUGGGGGCAUUGCAGGCAUGUCAGCUGGCUGUGCCUGUGCUCCAGCAUUUCAGGGAACAGAAGGUGAAGAAUCCCUGUGGUGUGAACCUCUAGUUUUUUUUUUGAAUAAAUAAACUUUUCCCUUUCACA